GUAAUAAUAACGGAAAUUACGAGUGGGUUAGAGAGAGAGAGAGAGAGAGAGAGGAGAGAGGAGACAGGAGAUCUCUGCUUGAACGAACAAACAAACAUCACCGAGCUCUCCUCUCCGUUCAGAUCGGACCCUUUUGUCUGCAAUUUAGGGUUUUUCCUUCAAAAUCCGUUCCAAAAUUUCAAAGUUUUUGGCCGUUGCAGACGACCGUUGAUUGAUCUAUGCUCACACAAUCAAUUGUCAAGCUUUGUAUAUAUGUACAUAUAUAACUUGAUCUGUAUUCUGUUGUGCCAUAUAGGGUUUGUAUCUAGGUUUUGGAUGGGAAUUCUUGAAUGUUUGUAGAAUUUAUGGAAAAUUGUGAAUGAAUCGGUGGUGAGAGUUGAAUGGCGUCGGCUCAGGUGUUGCCGAAUUCGAUGGGGUCGCAGAAGCAGGAGCUUUUGGAGGCUGGAAAACGACGGCUGGAGGAAUUCCGUAAGAAGAAGAAAGCAGCAGAACGAGCCAAAAAGGCUGCAUCCACAAGUCAGCUUCAUACUGCAGAUGCUGAUCUACAUGAGAAGCAACCUUUAGAAACUGAAAAUGUAAGGCUUACAGAUUCAGAAGGAGCUGGUACAUCUGAUCAAAGUGGUGGAGCUGUUGUUGGACUGUCUGGUGUUGCUAUGAACAAUGACGACAAAGCAAUUGAUCUUGUCCAGAACAAUGAGAUAGGUUCUUUGUAUGGAAAACAUGCUAAUCCCCCUUUAUCAGCGAAUUAUCGUAAUUCAUUUUUAGCUCAAUCGGUGCAGAAACAUGGAAAUGAUCAAGACUCUAACCGAUAUAAUGGGUCAAAGCCAGCUGAACCAGUAAAUGUUAAUUAUAGCCCUCAGAUAAAAGAGAAGAGUGAUGACUUUGGCAAUUAUAGUAGAGCUUCAGGAGGACUUUCCGUUUCAACUGAUCAAUAUAUUUCUCUUCACCCUCAAGCAGUUCGAGAUAUUGAUAGCAAUUCCAGUCAAUCUAGUCGUUAUGCGUUGGAGGAAGCACAGUCAAAAGAUAAUGAUAGUCACUUAAAGAAUUUUUCAGUUACAAAUCCUAGUAUAUCUCAUGUUCUUGCUGCAAAUAUUUCUCCUGAGAAUUCUGACAGCAAUUUAUUGCAAAACAAGUCUGCUUAUACCAGCCCGCUGCCUAGCCCAUGGAUGUCCUCUUCUUAUGAAGAGUCCUCUCAUGAAGUAGGACAAAACAUGCAAGGUGCGGACAGAGAACCUCUGUGGCCAUCUCAAUCUCGAUCUCCUGGUUUCAGUUUUGAUGUCAGAAGUUCAUCUAAUUAUGUACCAGUAUAUCCAGAUGUAGCUGAAACCAACACGAGGAGAUCUCGUCCAUCUUUCCUUGAUUCUAUUAAUAUGCCAAGACUUUUUUCUGCAUCUUUUCAACCUACUGAACAAGAGAAUGCUGAGUCAUUUAGUUCAAAAUUUCACGACAUGGACAUCAGUCUUGCAUCAUCUGUGUCGGAGAAGUCACUUACUGAAACUGAAAGAAUGGAACCUUUUCCAACUUUGAACCAUUCCAUGAAGACUUCAUUUUCAGCCAGUAAUGGGGAUGACAUGUACAGGUAUAGUGCCAAUGAGAACAGAACAGAGAGGAAACAAGAUUUUUUUUCGCAAAAACAGGAUGAAGACUUUGCUGCUUUGGAACAGCAUAUUGAAGAUUUGACACAAGAAAAGUUCUCUUUGCAGCGAGCUCUUGAGGCUUCACGAGCUUUGGCAGAAUCUUUAGCUUCUGAAAAUUCAGCUCUGACAGAUAGUUAUAAUCAACAGGGAAGUGCUGUCAACCAGCUGAAAUCUGACAUGGAAAAGUUACAGGAGGAAAUUAAGGCACAACUGGUGGAACUUGAGUCGGUGAAAAUUGAAUAUGCAAAUGCACACCUAGAAUGUAAUGCAGCUGAUGAACGUGCCCAGUUGUUGGCCUCUGAAGUUAUUGACUUAGAAGAGAAGGCACUCAGACUGAGGUCCAGUGAGCUCAAACUGGAGAGGCAAAUGGAGAACUCUCAAGCUGAAAUUUCUUCCUUCAAAAAGAAAGUGUCAAGGCUUGAGAAAGAGCGUCAAGACUUGCAAUCCACUAUUGAUUCUCUACAAGAAGAGAAAAAGCUCUUGCAAGCCAAAUUUCGGAAAGCUUCUGCAAAUGGGAAGUUCAUUGAUAUUAGCAAGAAUCUCCCUAAUAAAAAGGAUAUGUCAACUUCUACAGAGGAUCUAGUCCAUGGGGAAGAUGCAAAUCCUACACCAGACACCUCAAGCCUGGAAAUGCACAAUACUGAACCAGUUUUUGGAAGUAAUGCCUCCAGUUCCCACUUGCUGCCUGAAAAUAGACAGUUCAAUCUUGAAGCGUCAUCUUUGAAUAUUCCUACUGAUCAAAUGAGAAUGAUUCAAAACAUUAAUGCCCUGAUGUCCGAGUUAGCGUUGGAGAAAGAAGAAUUAAUGCAAUCCCUGACGGCUGAAUCAUCUCGAGGUUCUAAACUGAAGGAAUUGAACAAGGAGCUAUCUCAAAAACUUGAAGUUCAAACACAAAGAUUAGAGCUUUUGACUUCCCAAAGUAUGGCAACUGAGAUUGUCCCGGCAAGACAACUAGAUGCUCGGAACAUGGAUGACAACACUGCAUAUGCGGAUGAAGGAGAUGAGGUGGUGGAAAGGGUAUUAGGAUGGAUAAUGAAGCUCUUUCCUGGAGGGCCUUCAAGGCGGCGAACCAGCAAGCUCCUCUGAUUUGUGCGUCAAAGCAGCUCAUGAACGAAGGCUUAUGGGCAUUAGGCGUAUCCGUUUUGUUCGUUCCUCCACCCUUAUUUUUGGUGGGGCAAUGGAGGUCGUAGUCUAUAUAUUGUCUCUGCAAUUAUUCAGUCCAUUUUUUUGAUAGAGAAAGCAGUUGUUUUCGGUAAUGCCUUCCAGUGGGAAAUUUAUUAGGAAAUGCAAUUGUCAUCUCUCAAGCAAUAAUGAUGGACCCUUGGUGCUGUUAUUCGGUUUCGUGGGUCUUGACAAAUUUUAGUGGGAAAUUUAUAGCAUGUGAGAACAAGAAACUUUACAAAAAGAGAAAGGAAAAAAGAGUCUGUUUUGUACAAUUAAACGUGAGCGAAUGUAACAUGCAUUUGUUAGUUUGUUUCAUUUUUGUUGCAAGUAUGUUGAUUAGAGAGGUUAAGCCCAAUUGUGAAUAUUUUGUUUGAGGUUUCAUUUAUUUGACAGCAUAAAUAUUUUCUUCAAUUGAA
Molecule: messenger RNA, 3217 nt
Organism: Cornus florida
Lineage: Eukaryota; Viridiplantae; Streptophyta; Magnoliopsida; Cornales; Cornaceae
Product: protein BLISTER-like
Exons: 13
Coding region: 381-2723 (780 amino acids)
Biological process (GO): regulation of growth
Source: RefSeq, a predicted model, not a curated record